AUGCACCUUCUUUCCCACGAAGACCUGCUGCCCAUGGAGCAGGGCAUCACGAUCGCCUCCGACGAGGCCGUGCGGCUGCCGGUGCCAGCGAGGCACAAGCGGUCCAUGUCCGAAACCACGGAGCGCGACGUGCUGUGCGCCUGCGGCGCUCGAAAGAGGAAGGCACGGCAGGCCAGCGGCGGGGGGGAGCAGUGCCGCGGCGGUCACCCAGCCCUGCUGAUGGGCCCGGGCUUCCCGAGGGACUGGAGGCGCAUGAGGAGCCACAACACCGUGGACUUCCCCGCCUGCGGCUUCAGCGCGGACGGCGCCGGCCGGGGGGCGUGUCCGCUGUGGCAGUCCGCGAUGGCCAGCCUAGGAGACAGGGCGGGCUCGUCAAUGGCGGCGAGCAACGACGGCAGCUUCUCAAUUGGGUGUGUGGGCGACGGGGAUGACGGCCUGUCCAUCUCGAGUGUUUCGCACUCCGAGGUGUGCAAGAUUGGCCAGUUGCUGUGGUCGGCAGGGUCGGUGGGGUCCGCGGGGUCAGGCUCUGUUGCUGGGGCUAUCAGGACCCAGGAUGCCCUCGAUGCCAGUAAGUCAGUCCAGGAGCUUGCCAGCUCGACUCUCAGCGCCCAAGAGCCCUGGGUGCCAGGAAUGGACGUGUCUGAGGGGGUAUGCGCUGGCCUGUCUCCUGAGGAAGAAGAAACCGCAGGAGAAUCGGAGGCAGUGCCAAGCCAACUGCUCCGCGCCAGUAGCUGUGAUGUGGAGCAGGGUAAUGGCACUGAAUUGCUGGCAUCUGGAGACCAGGCAGGAAAACUUGCGUGGGAACAAUGGACGACUGGAGAAGGUGCUCCAAGAGCCUGCUCCGAGGGCGUGGCUUCCAUUGAUGGGAGGGUGGGGGGUGUCGAAGCAGAGUCGAGCGUUGGGGAAGGCGGUAGUAGCUGCGAGAUUGAGCACGAUGAGAUUAGCCUGUGGGCAUCGGGCAACGGCCCAGUGAAACUGACUUGGGAAACUUGGAUGUCGCAUGAUGAGGCUUUGGGGAGAUGUUCCAUGAGUUUAUCUUCAAGGAAUGGCAACGAAAGGGGAUCGGUCCAGGGUGUGGGAGAUGGGUUGGACAGUGAUGGAGACGAGAGGAAAAUUAACAGCAUCGAACUCUGGAUGCCCCCGCUGGAGUCUGGCGACGUAGACAAGACAGUUGACCCUGGUGGCAAGGGAGUUCUUCAGAAAGUUGAUAAUGACAGUAGGAAACAACCACAUGCCAUGUUUCAGUUGGGCAAGGCUACUGGGUGUGUGGCUGAAUUUGAUCCAGUGGUUCCCAACUUGCUGCAUGGGCAAGGGGAUGGGGGGCAAGUCGAAGUGCUCAGCACGAGGGAAGAUCCCAAGCCCUUCAUGGUCUCAAUUCUUUCUGCUGGUGUGUGUGACGAGGAGGAGGCUGGCUUGGAACCUUUGCAGAAUGUUGACGUUGGGAAUGACAGAGUGACAGCUGGAACCGCGUUAGGCAGGGAUGGAGGUUCUGUGAAUGGUGGCAGCGUUGAUGGCCACGCUGUCUCAGUGAAGGUGCCGACAUUGGGGAAGGAGGCGUCAGGGCACAGGGGUGGGGGUGGCAUCGCAGGUCGCACCGUUGCUGUGAGGGGAAUGCUGUUUGAAGAGCAGGGAAGUGGGCCAGAACAGUGGGGCUUGGACAAUGCGGCGGUCGCAGAGCCCACAUUACUUACAAGAGGUCGACAGGCUCACCAGGCAGAAUGGCAGCCUGCUCGGGACUUCAAGGAUGGCGGCGAAGACUCUCCAAGCAGCCUUGCAGAGCAAUGCCAGAUGGAACAGUUUGGCAACGCCAGAAGUCGUGGCCUGAUGGGCUUUGUGUGGCAAGGCAUAGAGAGCAGGCCUGACUGGGGAGCAGAGGAAGAUGAGGUGCUGACUGCCAGGGACUUGGUGACUUGCGACUCAGUCACAGCAGAGUUGAGGGGCACGAGGUCUGAAGGGCGACAGAACCAGUGGGAGAGCAUAAACCUGUCAGGCCCCACGUUCUACUGCGAUUCAGAUAACAUCGAGUCCAAGGGGUCGUCAGCAGAUGGCAUGGAAGGCCAGAUGGUACGCUAUCGGGGUGGUUUUGUGUCGUCACCUUUCUUAGCUAGCAACUGCAGGGAGGACAGUGGCGACUAUGGGGUGAGCGACGAGAGCGACGAGUUCCACACGCCCAAGUCGUACCAGUCUGACAGUUUCCCCCCAGGGGGUGGGGCACCGCCCGAUCGUGCAGAACCUUUUGUGGAGUCCACUUCCUGGGAGCAGCUGCAGGAGGCUACGAUUGUGUCCAAGGCUAUGAAGAGGGUGCUGAGCAUGAACCUGGGGGAAGGGACAGAGGUCGAGGACGACUGCCCCAAGCCCCAGGCACAAUCCACAGGGAGCACUCUUGCUCCCAGUGAUGUGGACCCGCAUCAUCGCCGGAGCUCCACCGGAAGCUCCUUCGAGGAGGGGAUGGAUGAGGCAAUUAUGCUAUCAGGGGGCACAGUGAAGGGGUUGAGUUCAGACAGCGACCAAGAUGGGGAGCAAGACGCUCCGAUGUGGAAUGUUGGAUCCAGAGGUCUGGCUACAUUGGACGCUGGAACCCCAAAGUGGAGGGAGACUGGCGAUCUGGAGGUGGUGCCGAUAUCCGACUUCUUGGGCGUUCGUGGGGGGUUUGCCAGCCGCCGGGGUGACCCAUUGGAGAGCCUGCUGGACUGCCCAUCCGUGGUGGGGCACAAGCGCCUGCAGACUGUCCUGGAAGAGUCUACGACGUCUGAGGACAUGCUGAGUGACGACAACAGUGACCCUGGUCCGACGCAGGGCGGAGAGCAGGGCGAGGGGUGGGUGUUCGAUCGGGCAGGGCAGACACUGACUGGAUCGCAGGAUGAGUGGGAGGGCGAGUUGUCUCUGACCGGGCCGCAGGAUUCUGGCAUCGUGGCUGGAGGGAUGUUCUCCCCUGACUUCAGGCGCAGUGGACUGCAGAGGUCAAAGAGUGACUUUGUCACUGGCGGAUCCCAGUCUGCCCUGGGGGGCGAACCUGAUGGGCUGCUUGCGCUGACUGAGGAAGACAGGUGCAAGAGUGCCCCCUGCGACUUGAGUGGCGUUUUUGACGGCUUCUCUGGCAACGAUUCGGAGGUGUCUGAAUUCUUCGGGCGACCAGCGUCUGCCAUGGAUGGUGUCACCGAGCCCAUCGACCGCCCCGAUUCGAGAAUGAGCGACCCUGGCUUAGGAUCUGCGAGUCGGCAUAAACGUCGAAGGUCCCGGGGCGCGUCGAGCCCCAAUCUGCUGCGCUGGCUCAGGACGAAGCUGAAUUUCAAGACGUCGGUGGAUGUAUCGUCUGAUGGCACGCCCAUUGGCAGCUUCUCUGAGAGGCUGUCCAGCUUUGGUCGCAGGUCGGGCAGCUUCCGGACAGCCUCGGCCAAAGACUCUGAAGCUAUCUCCAGCAUCAGCCUUUCAGACAUGGUGGCUGCCCUGAACACACCACCUGCCGAUGGCGAAGAGGUGUACAACGUCAUACUCAACACGGACAUCUACGACCCGAUCGAGUAUGGACCAGAGGGGCCGAAGCAGCUGUACUCGUUGAUGAGGCCCAAGCUGCGGAGUUUGAAGGUGGAUGUGGACAAAUGGGAUGCCAUGUCCUGCCAGCCUGUGCCUGUCAUCGAGUUCUACGAUUCAAUCGUCCAGGAGGCAGAAGAUCUGGGUAUAGACUUGUUCAACAUAAUGGAGGAAGUUGCAGGGAAGAAUAACUCACUGAUGCUGAGCAUCAAGGAGUGCCUGGGCAGAGCGCCAUAUCGGGGCUGCAGCUCAAGCUCAUGCAGUGAGCUUGCCAAGCCAUAUGAUAGGGAGUUGGGGCAAUGGAGGGUCGAGGUGGACAGUGGCAUGGAGGGGCCCGACGAUCUGUCAGGACAAAAGGCGAAGCAUUCCAUGGACGUUUUGGACGUGCUCUCAGAGUGCGGCAUCAACGCCAUGUUCUUUGACAGGUGCUGA
Ostreobium quekettii is the source of this 3963-nucleotide messenger RNA. NCBI's taxonomy places the organism in Eukaryota, Viridiplantae, Chlorophyta, Ulvophyceae, Bryopsidales, Ostreobiaceae. The record is from the annotation of a GenBank genome assembly.